Caenorhabditis auriculariae is the source of this 3283-nucleotide messenger RNA. NCBI's taxonomy places the organism in Eukaryota, Metazoa, Nematoda, Chromadorea, Rhabditida, Rhabditidae. The record is from the annotation of a GenBank genome assembly.
AUGCUCCCGGACAUUGCCAGCAAAAGAAUGCCGGUCCUCGACCGAUUCGGUCUCAUCAACGACUUGUUCGCCUUGGUAACACUUUUUAUGAAGUUGUGGAAAAUUAAAGUUACGAAAAAUGCGCUCAGAUUUCCCAUAUCGUGAAUUAUUAAGCUCAACUUUUCCCUUUUGCCAGAUUUUCCUGAUUUCCUGAAGACUACUAAUAGGCUUUGUAUGACCAGAGAAUGGUUCUCCGUCAGAGAAAAUUUACGGAUUUCUUAGGUUUUUUUUUUCAAGUUUAUUUUUUAGAUACGUUUUCAAAAAUCCUUACAAGGCUGUUGAAGGUGCAGAAGUCUUGUAUCAACUGGAAUUGUACUAAAGUUAACGUUUCAUCAUGAAAUAUUUAUGGGAAUGUUCAGAAAUUUGGUUCAAGUCUUCAAGGCAAAAUUUCGAAUUUCAUUUUUGUUCUGUUAAAGACCAGAUGAUUUUUAUGAGCUCAAAGAACAUUCAAAAUGAGAAAAAAUAGGUUUUUUGGAGUGUCUUUUCGAUAAAGUAUGAUCCAAGAACGAAAAACAAGGAAUUGAAUAAUGUGAAUUGAAGGUGAACGCCGGCCGUGUUUCCAUUUCCCAAUUCGUGAGCGUGGCGGCGGCUUCUCUGCACGAAGACGAGUACGUCGUUUGGGGCGCCAUUGACGAAGGACUUUCCCGUUUUUCGAACGUCGCUCUCCAUAUCAACGAUGAAACUAAGCAACGGUUCUUUUGAACCCGAAUCCUCAGAAAUAUUCCUUCUUUUCCAGUGUCAACAAGCUCUACGUCAAACUGUUCGCCGAGGCUGGAGCCAAGCUCGGAUUCGUCGAGGAGGCGGGCGAGGGUAAGGAUUUCCUAGACAAACAGUGAUCUGCAGCUUCAAGAUUCUCAGAAAAUUCAAAUUUUCUCUCAAAAUUUUCAUAUAUUAUUUUGUUAAAAAAUAAAUGGGCUGAAGAGAUUGAUUUGUAGCUUUCAACAAAGUUGGCUACCCAUUUUAAACGAUAACUUCAAUUUUAAAUCAAAUGAGAACUAUCCAAGGUUUUUCUAUAGAUUCGCAAAAGAUGAUGCUCCGCUCGUUGGUCCAAAGCCGUUUGGCGAAAUCUGGACAUCAGCCAACAAUCGAACAAGUUCACGGAGAUGUUCAACGACCACGUCGAGAAACAGACGCCCCUCCAUCCCGAUAUCCGACUUGCUGUUCGUGUUCAUCUUCACUCUCAAGAUCAACGAGUUCCGAGGUUAAGGUGUUCGGAAACGCCGCUCGCAACGGCGGCAAGGAGGCCUUCGACCGUCUGCUGAAGAUCCGCGAGACGACAACCUUCGGAGAAAUCGACCGCCAGUGCAUCGUCGCCAUGUCGCAGACGCCCGACGAGGCCUUGCUCACCCAGCUUUUCGAUUACGGUAUCGGACAGGUGAGAAGGGGUUACCUGAUGAAUGGGGUAUGCCGAGGUUGCAUUAGGCGAAAAGGCCUUGCAUAAUCCCUUCCUUUUGAAGAGAAUAAUUUGUAUUGAGUGAAAGAAAAUAACGUAGGUUCUGAGUAAGUUGUUAUUUACAAGCCGUAAAUUACUUCACUAACCUUUCAAGCCUUGAAAAGGAAAUUCUUAUAAAAAUCGGCCAUUUUUGGAGUCACUGAACUUCAGUGACUGACCAAGAAAGCCAAGAAACCUAACAAAGUGAGAAAAUUCGUUUUUUUUUUUAAAUUUUAAACCUUUUUUUGCAACCUUCCGAAGCAAUUUAAAAAUUUAGCGCCUUUCGCUUUUUCCUGUGUAUUUUUUCACUUCUUCAAGUUUUUUUUUCCGCGUAAAGCUGAAGCUCAGAACGCACAAUAAAAAUAAAAAACUUAGAAACCAACCAUCUCAUUAGCAAAAAAAAGUUUAUAAUGUUUUUCAAACUGUUUUGAAACUCAUUUCUCCUUCUUUUGACUUGAAUACCCGAAGAAAAGCUUUUUCUCAUUUAAAAAUGAAAAAUUAGCAGAACACGUCAUUUCCAAUUUUGUUUGAAAUGAAACCUUUGAACUUGUUAAUUUUUAGAACAAAGUGCGGCCACAGGAUCAGCUCUACCUGUUCUUGGGCACCGGCGCGACGAGAAUGGCUCAAGAUUUCGCUUGGAAGUACUUCAAGCAGAAUAUCAAGAGCUUCAUGUCCAAGUACGGCGGAGCCAACUCGAGCCUUUUCCAGCGUUGUUUGAAGUUCUCCGGCGAGAACUUCUCCACUGAAGCUCAGGCCAAGGAAUUCCAGGUAACUUAUUUUCAGGGGGUUUUCCGCAGAAAAAUUAAGUUAGUUUUUCUAUUUAGGGAGCUCUUUUUUUCUGUUUCAUAGCUAAAAAUAUUUGAAAAAAAAACGGUCAAAAACUGCAUUUUCUCUUUUUCUGUGUUCGCUACUUAUCUUUAUACUGUUCGCUAUGAAAAAAACCUUGUUAUUAUUAUUUAACAGUUGUUUGAAGAUAAUUUUGAUAUCUUAAAAUCAUGAAAUAAUGAUAAUGAUAAAAAGGUUGAGAAAUAAAAGAAAAAGCUAAGUUACUUACCGGUUUCAAAAGUUUUUUUUUAAAUUAUGAAUGAAGAUAGAGUUAUUUAUUUAUAUAUCGACAUCUUUAUUAAAAAAAAGAAGCAUAUUCAAACGUUUUUUUGCGGAUCUAACCUAGUUAUCUACGUACUUCCUUUUCAUACAAAUUGAAUAUCAAGCUUUUCAGGACUACUUCUGUUCGUGCGAAGAACUCACCGAUGUGGACAGACAGACCCUCACUCGCCCCAUUGGACAGGUAUCUUUGAGAUUCUCCAGGAAUAAUGACGAAAAAAUCUCAGGGAAAUUAACAGUUUUCAGUGAAGUUUGUCUAGUUAGUCUACUUAAUGCGCAACGAGCGUUGAGAAUAGAUUUUAAAGUUUAACAAAAACAGGUAAAUUAAUUAGCUUACUCUUUUAAAAAAAUAGACGAUUAGUACUAUUUAUUUUUUUUGUUUUGUCAAGUUUUGAAUAUACAUAUAUUAUUUUUGAAUUCUGUACAUUUUCAGUCUUUUUAAUUAUGUUCUAAAUUAUUAGGAUAAAAGUCGAAAUUCCAACCUUGAAAAAAAUAUCAGGACAGUUCAUUAUUUUUUUUUGUUGUUGAGCAGGUUAAAAAUUUAUAUGGAUUUAUGUCAUCGAUUUAACAAACAUUUUUAACGUUUCAUCGUAAGUUACUUUAUGAGUUAUAAUUUUCUAGACUGUCGAAUCGAUCCGAUUGGGCGCCCGACUGCUUGAAGCGAACCGCGAAGCCAUCGAAAACCUCCUCAAACAACAUAAUCUUUAA